Owenia fusiformis is the source of this 877-nucleotide messenger RNA. The record is from the annotation of a GenBank genome assembly. NCBI's taxonomy places the organism in Eukaryota, Metazoa, Annelida, Polychaeta, Sabellida, Oweniidae.
AUGCAGCUCAAGGUAGUUAUAAUAGUAAUGCUUGUUACGCUUGCGGUGAACGUGGAAGCAAACGAGAGGCAAAGAAAAUCUGCAACAUGCGAUGAAACGGACCAACAAAACAUAAUGACGAAAUCUGACGAGUUGAAAACUCUAACCCAAAAUUGCUUUGAUGCAAUCGCACAAGCCAAUUCCGAACCGACAACUCCCACUCCCGAACCGACAACUCCCGAACCGACAACUCCCGAACCGACAACUCCCGAACCGACAACUCCUGCAGUUGCAUGCACUGGAAAUGGUGAAUUUUUGGUUUCUGGACCAACUCACAGCGUCGAAGAUAGUGCGUUGACAGCCUCGAAUUCAUAUGGUGAUGGUUUUGGACCACAAAGGGCGAGACUGGGCACAUUAGGACAAAGUACAAUGAGCGGAGCAUGGGUUCCAUUAACAGUGAAUGGGAAUCAAUGGAUACAAGCAGAUUUGGGAAGUUUGAUGCAAGUGAAUGGUGUUGUUACACAGGGUAGAGCGGAUUAUAACCAGUGGGUAACGUCAUAUAAAGUGUACUACAGCACUGAUGGCAGUUCUUUUGAGCUAAUCGCGAAGGAUGGGAAUCAGAUCUUCGAUGGCAACUCUGAUAGGACAAGCCAAGUCACCAGAUUGUUCGAUCAACCACUGCAAGCACGAUACAUCCGCAUCCAACCUACAGCUUUCUAUGACCGACCCUCUAUGCGAUUUGAUGUCCUCGGUUGCAGUAUCGUUACAUGACUGAAAAGGAGUAUUGAUAUGUUCCGAACAGUUAUAAGUUAACAUCGUGAAAUAAUUCGCACGGGCAAAGUAUAACUAGUCUUUUAUGUAACUUUUAAAUGAAGGAAUACAAUAAUGUGGAAAUAAA